Messenger RNA from Cyclocybe aegerita, 576 nucleotides. NCBI's taxonomy places the organism in Eukaryota, Fungi, Basidiomycota, Agaricomycetes, Agaricales, Hemipholiotaceae. The record is from the annotation of a GenBank genome assembly.
AUGAGCCACUAUGGUAUUCCAGGGGGUCUCAAGGUCCCUGAGUUGGCAAAAAGGGUCAAAUGGCUACUAAAACGAGGGAACUUCAAGAACGGCAGCAUAGACCUUGAGGCAGAAACAUUUGACAGGGGAAAAAUAUUCAACCACCCUCUCAUCACUGAGAUCAUCCUCCAGCAAUGGUUCAGCAAUGCCAAGUCAGAUGUGUGGGCUCGCAAUGAGAUGGUGAAGCAGAAGAGAAUAUUUCCCUCAGUUAUUGUUCUUGUCAUCACCUGUAUUGAGAGCUGCCUCAUGGCUUGGAGUUUGGGCAAGGAAACUAAGCAUAACUUCAGUGAAGACAACUGUAGUGAGAGGUAUCAUUUUUUUAUGAAAGCUUAUGAGUCGCUCCAGAAGAAUGCGCCUGAUCAUGUCAAUAAUUUAGAGGAGGAGAUGUUUAUAUAUGUAAUGAAGUACAAGCACAUGGGAGUCUCAGUGGAGGAGGAGGUUGAGGAUGCAGUAGAGGAUGAGUCCCAUGGUGUCAAUUUUGCUGCUCUCAAUGCUGCUGCUGCUAGUAGGCAUGCUUCACACUCAUCCACCGCCUAG